UGGUUAUUUAGAGUUUUCUGUUAGUUGAGUUGUUUAUGCUAAUGUGUAUCCAGAAGCGUUGUUUGCGAGCUAAGGAAAUUCGCAUGUCUCAAAAGAAUAUGCACACAGCCGGCCCAACAAGUUUCGCUAUAAUUCGUGAAGAAAUGAGAAACGAUGACCCAAACAAGGAACUACUCAGUUUAACCAAAGUGUUUGAAUGUACACGAAAAAGGACCGAAGGGCGUGCAUAUCUUGAUACAUACGAUGACACUGCAACGAAAAUUGAACAAAUGAAGAAUUAUAAACCUCCAGAAGAUGGAAGUGUUUUAGUUGAUCCUUUUACGGCUGUAAUGAACAAAGAGUAUGAUGGCUACCUACGUCUUUAUGGUAGAGGUGUUACUAAAAAGAUGAUGGAAAAGAUGGAUGGUAAAGAGGAACCAUACAUGAUUCCGGAUGGUCUUAUGGAAUCAUUCAAAGCGGACAUUGAAGGUGAAAAAACACAGUUGCUUGAAAUGCGAAAAGAAAUUGAAGAGGAGCAUCAAAGGAAAAAAGCUGAGUUAAAAGCUAUGCAUAAAGAUUUUGAAAACAAACAAGCAAACUUUGAAGCUACGAUGCUAAGUAUUAUGGAAAAGCUACCUAUUGAAGUACUUCAAGAUCUUAGGGAUGAGUAGGAGGUUUUGUUACUUUUUAUCAUUUUAAUUAAGUUUGUUUUUGUUACAUUAUUAUUUUGAGUUUGGACUUAUGUUAGAUUACAAUAUAAGAUUAUCUAUUAUAUCUAUGUUAUUAUCA
Molecule: messenger RNA, 768 nt
Organism: Helianthus annuus (common sunflower)
Lineage: Eukaryota; Viridiplantae; Streptophyta; Magnoliopsida; Asterales; Asteraceae
Exons: 3
Coding region: 36-650 (204 amino acids)
Source: RefSeq, a predicted model, not a curated record